This is a messenger RNA of Sardina pilchardus (European sardine), 3304 nucleotides long. RefSeq names its product granulin a (gene grna). The transcript is spliced from 17 exons. Bases 117 to 2858 code for a protein of 913 amino acids. Gene Ontology annotation, cellular component: extracellular region. The record is from RefSeq and is a predicted model, not a curated record. NCBI's taxonomy places the organism in Eukaryota, Metazoa, Chordata, Actinopteri, Clupeiformes, Clupeidae.
CUCAGGAAGCGCUCCUCGCUUCCAUGAUCAGUGGGCGUUUACUGACAAAAAUGAAAUUCAAUUGAGGAUUGCACACGUUAGGAGUGUUCCGUAGGCUGCUGUAGGCUACAGUGAAGAUGUUCAAGGAGGCUGUGGUCUUUCUGGCCAUACAGGCCCUGGUGGUCUCUAGUGACUCUGUGUGCCCUGACAGAGAGGUGUGCCAGGAGGAGCACACUUGCUGCCAAGGUCCCACUGGAGAGUACAGCUGUUGUCCUCAUCACCAAGCUGAGUGCUGUGAUGAUCACUUAUUCUGCUGCCCUGAGCACACUACCUGCCUUAUGGAGGGUGAGCACCCAAGAUGUGUCAACGCUACCAUCUCACUACCAAGGACAGAGAGGAUUCCAAGUCGACAGUCCAGCCUCUUAAAAUCUCUGCGGGUGAUCUCGGCCUCUCCUGAGAUCAAGGAUGCUGUGGUGUGCCCAGACAAGAGCUUCUGUCCCGCAGAGUUCUCCUGUGUUAAGCUGCCCAUCACCUUUGGAUGCUGUCCCAGCACACAGGGCAUUGUGUGUGCAGAUGGAAAGCACUGUUGUCCUGAGGGUCUCGAGUGCAGUUCUGACGGGAAAUCCUGUGUUCAACCACAAGAGCCUAUGGUGGCUGUGAUAUGCGGUGAUAGCAAGUCUGAGUGCCCACAGGGGACUUCCUGUUGCCAGGCCUGGGAUGGACUCUGGGGGUGUUGCCCCUUCCCACGGGCAGUUUGCUGUGAUGAUGAUGAACACUGUUGUCCCAAGGACAGCACCUGUGAUGUCAAGAACUCUAAAUGCAUAUCCUCCACCGAUCAGCACAUGCCAAUGUGGGUCAAAUUUCCUGCCCGCUUGAGAGCGGACUGGGAAGACCAUGCCGUCACUCCAGCGCCUGAGACAUCAAGCCAGCCAGAGGCUGCAAUGGCUAGAAAGGUUCCCUGUGAUGACAAAGUGGCAUGUGAAGAUGGCAACACUUGUUGUAAGACUACAGCAGGUGACUGGGCCUGCUGUCCUUUGCCAAAGGCUGUCUGCUGUGAUGACCACCUUUCCUGUUGUCCAGAGGGGACGACCUGUGACGUCGCGACAGGAAGCUGCCUGAGUCCCACUGGGCCUGUGCCAAUGCGGAAGAAGCUGGCAGCCUUGGCUCUGCCCCCUAAAGAAAAUGAUGUUAAAUGUGACUCCACUGCUAGCUGUCCGGAUGGGAGCACCUGCUGCAAGGAUGCACAGGGACAGUGGGGCUGUUGCCCCCUGCCUGAGGCUGUCUGCUGCGAUGAUCACGAAUCCUGCUGUCCGAAGGGGACGACCUGUGACGUCGCGACAGGAAGCUGCCUGAGUCCCACUGGGCCUGUGCCAAUGCUGAAGAAGCUGGCAGCCUUGGCGCUGCCCCCUAAAGAAAAUGAUGUUAAAUGUGACUCCACUGCUAGCUGUCCGGAUGGGAGCACCUGCUGCAAGGAUGCACAGGGACAGUGGGGCUGUUGCCCCCUGCCUGAGGCUGUCUGCUGCGAUGAUCACGAAUCCUGCUGUCCGAAGGGGACGACCUGUGACGUCGCGACAGGAAGCUGCCUGAGUCCCACUGGGCCUGUGCCAAUGCGGAAGAAGCUGGCAGCCUUGGCUCUGCCCCCUAAAGAAAAUGAUGUUAAAUGUGACUCCACUGCUAGCUGUCCGGAUGGGAGCACCUGCUGCAAGGAUGCACAGGGACAGUGGGGCUGUUGCCCCCUGCCUGAGGCUGUCUGUUGUGAUGAUCACGAAUCCUGCUGUCCGAAGGGGACGACCUGUGACGUCGCGACAGGAAGCUGCCUGAGUCCCACUGGGCCUGUGCCAAUGCGGAAGAAGCUGGCAGCCUUGGCUCUGCCCCCUAAAGUAAAUGAUGUUAAAUGUGACUCCACUGCUAGCUGUCCGGAUGGGAACACCUGCUGUAAGGAUGCACAGGGACAGUGGGGCUGUUGUCCCCUGCCUGAGGCUGUCUGCUGCGAUGAUCACGAAUCCUGCUGUCCGAAGGGGACGACCUGUGACGUCGCGACAGGAAGCUGCCUGAGUCCCACUGGGCCUGUGCCAAUGCUGAAGAAGCUGGCAGCUACUGCUGUGCACUCUGAGGUGGAGGAGGUGCCUUUAAAAGUGCAGUGUGACUCCACGACCUGCUGUGCCGACCACACCACCUGCUGCUUCAUGAAAAAGGAGAACCAAUGGGGCUGCUGUCCGUUCCCUAAUGCCUUAUGCUGUGAGGACGGGGAGCAUUGCUGCCCAUCGGACUACGAGUGUAACACGGACACGACCACGUGCACCAGGGGAGACACCAUCAUCCCCUGGUACAACAAGCUGCCCGCACAGAGCACUGCUAUGCCCAAUGAAGCCAUCACCACGGUGACCUGUGACUCUGACAACAGCUGCCCCUCUGGCUCCAGCUGCUGCCAGCUCUCCAAUGGGAAAUGGGGAUGCUGCCCACUGAUUGAGGCUGUGUGCUGCUCAGACCAGGCCCACUGCUGCCCACGAGGCUACAGCUGCAACCUGGAGGCUGGCUCCUGCGAGAAGUCCAUCCUGUUUCAGGCUCAGAUGCUGCCCCUGAUCAGGCUCGUGGAACGGGAACCAGAGACGCCUGCUGAUGACACCUGGCAGAAGGACGACCUGGAGAUCCAGUGUGAUGACCAGGUCUCUUGCCAAGAGCAGGAGACGUGCUGCAUGUCCGAAGACGGCUGGGGCUGCUGCCCGGCUCCAAAGGCCACCUGCUGUGCUGACAAGAAGCAUUGUUGUCCAGCAGGCUUAUCCUGUGGCGAGGGAGGUACUUGCAUUCAGGCCACCAGGUUCCACAAAGAUAACUGGCAGGUGUUCUUCUCGAAGAAGAAAAGAGCACUUGUCUAUUGAAAAUUUUGAGAUGGCUCCAUACAUUACACACACAUACAGUUAAUUUAUACCUUAUAUCCAUUAUGAUUUGGCCAGAGGGGAGUACAUGUUUGGAUGAACCCCGAGGUCAGAGUAAUUUCUCAUGUCCGGAGGAUAUCCAUAAUCUUGCACUUAAUCAAAAUAUAUGAAGUCAGAUUUGACUCAUCAUUUAUUUUACACUGAAAGCUUGGUACCGUUACAUCUCCCAUGGGGUAACUUAUUGCAGCAAUCACUUCAGUGGUUGUGGACAGGUGUUGUUAACAAGCUCAUUGUAGACAGUUCUUGUCAGUUCUUGAGUCACUCCAAGAUGUGAUAAUUAACAUGCACUGCUUAUCACUUAAAUAAAUCAAUUUUAAGAUGUACAAUUUCUUUUAAAAGACAUUGCUCAUGAAUGUCUGAAGGAUCUCAAAUAAAGCCAUUUUAAAACA